UCCGCUUCAGACAUGAGGCCUGAGUCCGGCCUGCGUCGUCUCAGGAGGAGAGUUGGUGUCAUCACGUCCUGGUUUGUUCGGGACACCCUGUGUCCUGCUGUGUCCUGGCUGUGGCGCCGGGCCUUGUUCCUCCGCAGGCUGCUCGCUCCUCUUAUCAGGUACCUGCGGUCAGCGCCAGACCGGGAGGAGGAGCGCAGCGGCCCCGACGAGCCGCAGCUGCCCGACCGACAGGUACUAUGUGAGGCAGGUCUGCCAGAGAGGCCCGAGGAGGGUCAGGGCCCAGAGGGUCAGCGUGAGGCCGAGGUGAGGGUCCCUGAAGAAGAGCAGGAGCAGGUGGAGGAGGAGGAGGAGGAGGAUGAAGAGUGUGACAGUGAGGAGCACAGAGUUGACAUCACGGAUGACUUUUACUGUGGUUAUGAUUCCACCUGGGAAACAGAGGAGCCUGAGGAGAGACCAGCAGCCUCUUCUCAGAACAGGCUGCAAAGUUGGACCCAGGACAUGUCCUCUUACAAAUUUAGCAGAUUUGAAAAUGCUGCGAGAGACAUGCACAACUACAGACACGGCUACCCUUCUCAGAUCAGGCUGCAGCGCUGGAACCAGAACAUGGCCUCUGAUGACAAUCCAAACCUGGAAUUCUACCUAGGAAAUAAGCCCUCUUUACCUGAUGGUAUCUACAUACAAGAUUUCCACAGUAAAUGGUUUGGAAACUACAACAAACUGGAGUAUGUGCACACUUUUAUUCAGUGGUUGUUCCCACUGCAGGAACCAGGCAUGAACCAUGAUGCCAGUAUACUGACAAAAGAAGAAAUUGAGGAUUUUCUCAGAAACGACACUGCAAAGGAAAAUCUGCUUAAGUCCUAUGAGCUCAUGUUGGACUUCUAUGGCAUUGAGUUGUGUGAUAAGAACACAGGGAAAGUCAAGAGAGCCUCAAACUGGAAAGACAGAUUCCAAAACCUGAACAAUCACACUCACAACAACUUGCGCAUCACCCGCAUCCUGAAGUGCCUGGGAACCCUGGGGUUUCCCCAUUACCAAGCCCCCCUGGUCCACUUCUUCCUGAGGGAGACGCUCGUCCACGGAGAACUUCCACAAGUCAAAGACAGUGUCCUCAACUACUUUGUGUUUGCCGUCCUCGACAAGAAGCAGCGCAGGAAUCUCAUCAGGUUCGCCUACUUGAAAUAUGACCGUAAAGAUGAGUUUGUGUGGUGCCCAAGGAAAAUACAGAUGAUGUGGUCAGAGCGCUCUGCGUCCAAGUCACAGGAAAGAGUGGAAGGUGAAAAUGACGGUUACGAACUUAAGUCUGAGUAUCUGAACCAAGACAAUGUUCAUGAAGUCCAAGAUGAAGAAAAUUCAGUUCAUUAAAUCUGAUAACAAUGUUGAAGACCUGUCACUGGACAUGCUGAUGAGUAAUGACAUAUCGUUUGUAUUUUUACACUAGUUUAUACCAUGGUUUAUUGUGGUUUGCACACCAAAUUAAAGGCACAGUUAUGCAUGCAAAUACAUUUGUUUACUUUUGUAUUUAAGUUUGAUUUCUGAGGAAGAUGCUACUUAAAAUUCUCUGCUUUAGUUGUGGUGCCUUCUGUCCAUAUCACAGUACUGCAUCAUGCAAUAUUAAAGGUUAUGGAUCUCCGAAAGCACUUUUAUCACAGAAUCACUUUUGAUUAUUAGAAAUUCCACAUGAAGAUUUGGGUUAAACAUUUUUACCUUCUGUUCAAACUUACAGAAUUAAGGCUACAUCCAUCUUUCUAGGGUUACAUUUAAGAUUUUGAUCAUGACAUGUCACAUUUCAUUUUAUUAUUAUUUACUGCUUAUAUGUCCUUUAAAGGUAUUGAUGUUGCUAGGAUGUUGAUUACUGUACCAUUACUGGGAUGGGCUGGGGGGAGGGUGUGUUCAUUUUUGUUUAUGUCUUAAUUUGUUUUUCUUUAUUUUUCCUUUAUUGUA
Molecule: messenger RNA, 1941 nt
Organism: Paralichthys olivaceus (Japanese flounder)
Lineage: Eukaryota; Metazoa; Chordata; Actinopteri; Pleuronectiformes; Paralichthyidae
Product: opioid growth factor receptor-like
Cellular component (GO): membrane
Molecular function (GO): opioid growth factor receptor activity
Source: RefSeq, a predicted model, not a curated record